AUGCAAUACAAGAACGCACUGCUUGCGUAUCAGUUUCUCUCCGCUAUGUUCGAAACUUACGUCCACCUGGCCACGCCAGAAAUUUUCAUUCCGGUCCUGGCAGCAAGGGUUCAUGGUAACCUGUUUGCCCCGUUGGACCCGCAACCGCUCUUUCAAUUCGGCGCCUUUUUACUCUUGGGGAUGGUGGUUGCAACGGCGGUAUGUUUUCUUUAUCGCCACCGCCAAUUACUGGAACAUGGACACCCGCUCAGACAGCCAGUCUUGAGGAUAGGAAUCUUUAUUGGGACUAAUUAUGUAAUUUGGUGUUGGCUUCUUGCCUACGUCAUUCAACUGACGCGGACCGAGAAAGGCGGCUAUAGCAUUCUGUUGAGCGAAAUUUUGACGAAAUUCCCGGAUUAUGAAUUUUUGAAAACUGUCCCUGGGAUUUGGGCGGCCGAUGCGAACGGACCGUUCCCCUUGCUACCAGUUUCACUUCAAACAAUGUUCUGCCUGACGAUCGUUGCAAUAAUUCUGGAAGUAAUUCCACUGGCCUUCCUCCUGAUCACGCACAGCUUCUACCUAUUGAACGGUCAUGUGAAAAUGAGCGAGAAUCGACGCCUCAUGCAUAAGAAGCUGCUGACGGCGCUGGUUUGGCAGGCUGUCGUCCCUUUCCUCACCCUCGCAGGACCAUGGGGCGUCGGGGCGGUGGUCGUUUACAAUAAUAUUGAGAUCUCGCAAGAAGUCGCCAACCUGCUAUUCUACUUCGAUGGAUGCCACGGACUGAUGUCUCUCAAACCUCGGACGCUCGUUUUGAUUUUCGGGCUCCAUCACCUCUUCUAUGACGGGUUUUUCGUGCACACAUUAUCGCUGGGAAAUGCCGAGCUCGGGAAUGGGCUUGGCAUCCGGGAACGCAUUUUGGAGCAAUAUCCUGAGUAUAGCUUCGUGCGUGAUCAUCCUGAUUUUUUUGCUGGCGAUGCGUCGGCGAUUUAUCCCCUUACGGGCCUUACUUUGCAAAUGAAUGCCUGCGCGCUUGCGGCGCUGUUUACCCUUGAGAACGUGGGUUUUUUCAUCGUCAUCCAUGCAUUCCGGAUGCUGGACGGUCGGGUUGCGUGGAGUCGUCAAACCCUUCGGCUUCAGGCCAAAUUAAUGAGAGCCAUAAUUCUACAGAUGACGAUCCCAUACGUGACGCUGCUGUUUCCCUGGGGAUUAUUUGUCUACGCUCUGGUCACGAAAGUGAUCGUUAGCCCAGCCAGUUGGUCAGCUUAUAGCGGGCUGAGCAUCGCUUUGGCAAUCAACCGUUGUUGUGAUUUCAAGGGGUGCCAAGAGAAAAUCUUUGGCGGCCGAAAAAUCUAUCUAUGGACCGGAAUCCCGGUACUUUACGGAAUCGGACUAUAUCUGUUCUUGGUCCCCAUGAUUUACAACGUCACGAAUGGCGGCUACUUUUUUGGGCCAGACCCGAUGAGGGCCAGGACGCCGAUAAUUUUUCCAAUUAACAACGUAUUCGUCUCGUCGUUUAUCCUGGUGCUGAACGUGUACAUGUUGCGCGCAAUGUUUACGGCAAACUACAACAAAAUGAACGCAUCGCAAAAAGUGAUAAUCCUACAAUGCUUUGUCAUCAGUAUGUCGGUAGUAUUAACCGGUUGGCUUUACGUUGCUAUGCAAUUCUUCGUAAUGCCCGAGUUCACCAUCCUGAUGGCUAACAUCUUCUGGCAGUUUUCCAAUGGAAGCAUGGCCUUAUCUUACCUCUUCAUCAACAAAUCGAUGCGACAGGAAGUCGUCAAGAUCUUGUUAUGCGAACGAAAUUACCGAAAUCUGGGAUGGUCCACGACAGAAGGGAGAACUCGGAAUAGUCACGAUCCUGCCACAACAAAUUUCAAUCCAGAAACGCAAAUCGUUGCCUCACCACAGUUGACAAUUAGACGAUCGAUGAUCUCUGUUUUU
This is a messenger RNA of Mesorhabditis spiculigera, 1920 nucleotides long. Lineage: Eukaryota; Metazoa; Nematoda; Chromadorea; Rhabditida; Rhabditidae. The record is from the annotation of a GenBank genome assembly.